Molecule: messenger RNA, 408 nt
Organism: Cladocopium goreaui
Lineage: Eukaryota; Dinophyceae; Suessiales; Symbiodiniaceae
Source: the annotation of a GenBank genome assembly
AUGGCAAUCCUGAAGCCGCAGGCGGCGGCUUGGGCUCAACCUGUCCCCACUGGAUUUGUGAAGGUUGCAGAGACCACGACUGCCACUGAAGGUGCCCACAUUGGUUUAGAGGAUGAUGUUCCCGUUGGGUGGCAAUGUUUGCAUGUGAAGGGGCGUAUCCCACAAGCCCCGUGGCAGAUCAAGCCGGGGUGCAAUCUCUGCAGAAUCAGGCCCGAUUGCCGAGCGAAUAUCCCAAUGAGUGCCGGUGCCAUUCCGGAUGUUGAGGAGCUCCUGAACGACGGAGAUUCCUCUACACGAGAUCGCAGGCCCAUCAUGCUGCUGCUGGCCAUGGUGGCUUUGAGUCGCCCCGGCGCGGAGCGCGCGGAGCGCGCGGAGAGGCACCGCAAAGCCGCCCUGGGCGGUGCCUGA